Molecule: messenger RNA, 1542 nt
Organism: Lobosporangium transversale
Lineage: Eukaryota; Fungi; Mortierellomycota; Mortierellomycetes; Mortierellales; Mortierellaceae
Product: fatty acid elongase
Exons: 2
Coding region: 186-1130 (314 amino acids)
Biological process (GO): fatty acid elongation, monounsaturated fatty acid; very long-chain fatty acid biosynthetic process; sphingolipid biosynthetic process
Cellular component (GO): endoplasmic reticulum membrane
Molecular function (GO): fatty acid elongase activity
Source: RefSeq, a predicted model, not a curated record
AAAAAAAAAACUCCUCUGGUUCAAAUGCCAUGUCUAAAAAAAAAAUAAAUAAAAAGCAAUAAUCAUAAUUAAACCCCGCCUUCGUUUUUAAAAAGUUCCUCUUUUCUCUCUUCUUUCUCAUCUCAUCACUCUUCUUCCUUUUCUUCCUUUGCAUUUCCAGCAAUUUUUUUUUGUUGCAUUUCGAAAUGGCUUCCACAUUCCUGGACAAGGUCAACUUCAGCAUUGAUCAACCUUUCGGUAUCAAGCUCGAUCCUUAUUUCAAUCAAGCCUAUGAGUUCGUCACUGGAAAAUCUAUUGACUCGUUCGCCUUCCAAGAGGGUGUUACACCUUUCUCGACCUCAAAUGAAGUUAUUGUGUGGACUAUCACCUACCUUGUCGUCAUCUUUGGUGGCCGUGAGCUCAUGAGGAAUCAGGAGCCCUUCAAGCUCAAGCACCUUUUCAUUCUCCACAACUUUUUGUUGACGGUUGCCUCGGGUGCUUUGCUUCUCUUAUUCAUCGAGAACCUAGUCCCUAUGGUUGCCCGACAUGGCCUCUUCUAUGCUAUCUGUGACGAUGAUGCCUGGACUCAGCGUCUCGAGUUGUUGUACUAUCUUAACUAUCUGGUCAAGUACUGGGAGCUGGCUGAUACUGUCUUCCUUGUUCUCAAGAAGAAGCCACUUGAGUUCCUGCAUUAUUUCCACCACUCCAUGACUAUGGUCCUCUGCUUUGUCCAGCUCGGAGGGCGUACCUCUGUUUCUUGGGUUCCCAUUGUCCUCAACUUGACUGUCCAUGUCUUUAUGUACUACUAUUACAUGCGUUCCGCUGCUGGUGUUCGCAUCUGGUGGAAGCAAUACCUCACCACUCUCCAGAUCAUCCAAUUCGUCCUUGAUCUUGGGAUCAUCUACUACUGCGCCUAUACCUACUUUUCCUUCACCUACGCCCCCUACUUGCCCAACCAUGGCAAGUGUGCUGGUACCGAGGGUGCUGCCGUCUUUGGUUGUGCUCUCCUGUCCAGUUACCUCCUGCUCUUCAUCAACUUUUAUAUCCAGACCUACAAAUCCAAGGCCAAGGCAGUCAAGAAAAACGGAGCCACGAAUGGCAAAGUUGUCAGUAAUGGCAAUGUCAAGAAGACCAAGACCAAGCACAUCUAGAAGCAAGCAUCCAUAGCCCGUCUUUUUUUAUUUUUUUAUUUUUAUUUUGUUAUUAGUUUUUAACUUGCUCACUACAAGGACUAACGAGGAUUCAAGUGAACGAGAAAGAGGGAAUGUAUGAAUGGAUGUAUGUGGGAGUAUCUUGUACAAUGUUCGCCUUAAUCAUUGUAUCAUUACAUGAGGAUCAUAGAGCUAUCAGAAGUACGCACGAACUUGAAAACAAGAUCGACCCAACCAUCAUCACCUUCUUAUUCCUCUCCAUUUUUACUUUAUUUUUUUUUUUCAUCCUAUACUCGCAAAACAAUCUUCAUAUUUUACGGACCAUUACUAUCCCGUAAUACGACGCUUCAUGGUUAUACUUUAUCUUUGAUAGAAAGUCUCGCUCAUUUUCUCUAGCAUGAAAAUACUCCAA